Molecule: messenger RNA, 327 nt
Organism: Engraulis encrasicolus (European anchovy)
Lineage: Eukaryota; Metazoa; Chordata; Actinopteri; Clupeiformes; Engraulidae
Gene: insl5b
Product: insulin-like 5b
Exons: 2
Coding region: 1-327 (108 amino acids)
Biological process (GO): positive regulation of feeding behavior
Cellular component (GO): extracellular region
Molecular function (GO): hormone activity; G protein-coupled receptor binding
Source: RefSeq, a predicted model, not a curated record
AUGAAAUCCUUCUUGCUUCCAGUUGUGGUUCUGAGUAUGCUGCUGUUGUCACUGAGUGGGCAGGCUGAGGGCAGUGGCAGCUCAGGGCUCAGGCUGUGUGGACGGGAGUUCCUGAGGGCCGUGGUCUACACCUGUGGGGGCUCCAGGUGGAAACGAGACCUUCCUGGAACAGACACUGAAGGUCUGUGUUACAGAGCACAGACUGGGCUGGAGUCAGCGGAGAACGCUCCUACGACACAGCGUCUGAGGAGAGACCUGACGGAGCUCCUGAGCAAUAUCUGCUGCCAGGUGGGCUGCCGCAAGAGUGACAUCACCAAGCUGUGCUGA